Filobasidium floriforme is the source of this 2108-nucleotide messenger RNA. Its product is annotated as putative phosphoadenosine-phosphosulfate synthase bifunctional enzyme. NCBI's taxonomy places the organism in Eukaryota, Fungi, Basidiomycota, Tremellomycetes, Filobasidiales, Filobasidiaceae. Bases 145 to 1869 code for a protein of 574 amino acids. The transcript is spliced from 5 exons. Gene Ontology annotation, biological process: sulfur amino acid metabolic process. Gene Ontology annotation, molecular function: sulfate adenylyltransferase (ATP) activity; ATP binding; adenylylsulfate kinase activity. Gene Ontology annotation, cellular component: cytoplasm. The record is from RefSeq and is a predicted model, not a curated record.
GAGCUAUCGUGACUAUUAUACAUCGAAUACCUACCACCUUUCUAUUGCAGCUCUUUCCGAAUUCAAUCCGAUUGAACCAGCUUGUUUGGUUGAUUGAAACAUUACCCCUAUCUUUCUUAGACUCCCACCCACACUACACACAAAAUGGCCAACGCUCCCCACGGUGGACAACUCAAGGACCUCGUCGCUCGUGACGCUCACUUGCGAGAUUCGCUCAUCGAAGAGUCUCGUUCGCUUCCCGACAUCUACCUCAACGAGAGGCAACUAUGUGAUUUGGAGCUCAUCUGUAACGGAGGUUUCUCUCCUCUCGAGGGGUUCAUGAACCAGGCCGACUACGAGUCCGUCCGAGACACCCUCCGACUCAAAUCCGGCGACCUGUUCUCCAUGCCCAUCACCUUGGAUGUCUCGCAAGAAGACAUUGACAGCCUGAAGCUCGCUGCUGGGUCCAGGAUCGCCCUCCGUGAUCCUCGUGACGAGGCCGCUCUCGCCAUCUUGACCGUCGAGGACAUCUACCGAUUCGACAAGGCUCUUGAGGCCGAGCGUGUCAUGGGUGCCGACGACCCUGCUCACCCGGCCGUCGCCUACGCAAGGAAGAACGUCAAAGAGUUCUACGUCGGUGGUAAAGUCCAGGCCGUCCAGCCUCCUCAGCACUUUGACUAUGUCGACAUCAGGUUCACCCCUGCCGAACUCCGGGCUCACUUCAAAAAGGUCUCGUGGCGCAAGGUCGUCGCUUUCCAGACCCGUAACCCCAUGCACAGGGCUCACCGAGAGUUGACCGUCCGAGCGGCUCGUCAGCACCAGGCCAACGUCUUGAUCCACCCCGUCGUCGGUCUCACGAAGCCCGGUGACGUCGACCACUACACCCGAGUCAGGGCCUACCAGGCCUUGAUGCCCAAGUACCCCAACGGAAUGGCCACUUUGGCCCUCUUGCCCCUCGCCAUGAGGAUGGCUGGACCCAGGGAAGCCGUCUGGCACGCCAUCAUCCGAAAGAACUUUGGCGCCACCCACUUUAUCGUCGGUCGUGAUCACGCCGGUCCUGGCAAGAACUCGCAAGGCAAGGACUUUUACGGACCCUACGAUGCUCAGGAGCUCGUCACCAAGUACAAGGACGAGUUGCACAUCGAAAUGGUUCCCUUCCAGAUGAUGACCUACCUUCCCGGAUCGGACGAGUACCAGCCCGUAGACGAGGUGCCCAAGGGUACCCCCACGGCCGACAUUUCCGGUACCGAGCUCCGAAAGCGUCUCAGGACCGGUGCCGCCAUCCCCGACUGGUUCAGUUACGAGGCCGUCGUCAAGGUGCUUCGUGAAUCCUACCCUCCCCGUCUCAAGCAAGGGUUCGUCAUCCUGUUGACCGGGUUGCACAACUCGGGCAAGGACACGAUCGCCAAGGCCUUGAGCGUAGUGUUGCAACAACAGGGUGGACGAAGCGUCAGCUUGUUGUUGGGCGAGGCCGUCAGGCAAGACUUGGGCUCGAUCGGUGAUGACGUCACGGCCGAGGACAAGGACGCCAACGUCCGAAGGAUCGGUUUCGUCGCCGCCGAACUCUCUCGAGCUGGUGCCGCCGUCAUCGCUGCCCCUACCGCUCCCUUGGCCAAGUCCCGACAGGCCGUCCGUGACUUGGUCGCAAGCACCGGGUCUGGCAACUACUUCGAGGUCCACGUCUCGACCCCGAUCGAGCACUGUGAAAAGACCGACAGGCGUGGGGUGUACAAGCGGGCCAGGGAUGGUUCAUUGAAGGGUUUCGCUGGUGUCGACUUGGAGUACGAGACCCCCUCGAAGCCCGAGCUUGUCGUCGACCUUACCCAGAUGACCGUUCCUGAGAUCGUUCACGCCAUCAUCCUCACCUUGGAGACCCAGAGCCUGGUCUAAAAGGAACUCUUAGCUUCCAACGCCUGCCGUUCCGCAUAGAUUAGGACAAGUCUGCUGUAUCGUUAUAGAAAUCAGGGCGGCAACGAUUGUCCUCAGAAGGCAUAAAGGAUAAUUGAUUGUUGACGUCGGCCAUGGUCCCACUUUCAGUGCCGAGAACUGUCUGUGAUCUCACUGACCAGCCCAACACGUUGUGGCCCGAAUUCUAGGUAUAAAGGAAUCGAACACGUUUGAGCUCGCGA